Messenger RNA from Drosophila montana, 2851 nucleotides. RefSeq names its product PX domain-containing protein kinase-like protein. Lineage: Eukaryota; Metazoa; Arthropoda; Insecta; Diptera; Drosophilidae. The transcript has 10 exons. The record is from RefSeq and is a predicted model, not a curated record. The coding region runs from base 372 to 2261 and encodes 629 amino acids. Gene Ontology annotation, molecular function: protein kinase activity; actin binding; phosphatidylinositol binding. Gene Ontology annotation, biological process: negative regulation of monoatomic ion transport; protein phosphorylation; negative regulation of ATP-dependent activity. Gene Ontology annotation, cellular component: plasma membrane.
AACCAGGGAUGCGCACUAGUUAUCGUUUUACCAGAUUUUUCUCAGCAUUACUCAACACUGUUUAUAAUCGAAAUAUAGCUAAGUCGAUAAAUCAAAUCAGAAGUCGUAGUCGAGUUCAGUAUUUUCGAUAGUUAGAUAGAGCUUUCGAUGUUUCGUUUUCAACACUGGUAAACAGGCUGUCUACCAAUAAUAAUAGGAAAGAAAAACACAUCGUUCGGGCCUAAUUGGCCAUUAAAAACGGAAAGAAAACAAUAGAACGCGCUGCAGUUUGGCAUUUUUCUAAUCCCUUAAGGGUGGAGACAGGUAUACACACAUAUAUAUUGGCAGUGCCGUUAGCUAAAGCGAAGUGAAAAUGCAUCUGCACCCAACAAAUGGCAAUAUUUGCGAGCAGAUAUGAAAGAAAACUACCAAUUGACGACACCGAGGCAAUAACUUGCGAAAUAGCAACAGUUGAGGAGGUCGACGGACAUACGGAAUACCUGCUGCGCGUGCAGAGAGGUGAUAGCUCCUGGAACGUUCUACGCCGUUACAAUGACUUCAACAAGCUGCACAAAAGUCUUCGUAUAUCUGGCAUUGAAUUGCCGCUGCCUGGCAAACGCAUCUUCGGUAACAUGCGUCCGGACUUCAUAGCUCAACGGAAAGAAGCAUUACAAGUUUACAUAAACACAAUACUAAUGAAUCCCAUUUUGGCAUCAUCGCUGCCAGCCAAGCGCUUCGUUGACCCCGAAAGCUACUCGCAAUCAUUCCAUGACCAUGCAGUGCAACAUGCUUUGCUCUGCUUACGCAACGACACGGUGUGGACACUGGGUGCCACCAUGGGUGCGAUAGGUUGGCGGCUACGCAAACAUUACUUUAAGGCGACUACCAAGCCGCCAGAGAAGAGCAGCAACAAGUUGGUCAAGAGCGGCUCACAGAACCAACAAAGCAAGCAUUUCGCGGCUGGCAGCAAUGGCGGUGGUCACUCGGUAUCGAUUGAUGCGGGCACAGUGGAUCCGAAUGCGGAAAUGGUGGCCGAAUGGUUGGAGUACGGACCUGACAAGUACGUCGAUGACAAGGAAAUGAAUGGCGUGCUGAAAAGCCUAAUGGGCCUACAGCAUCCGCACAUUGAGUCCAUAGUGCUGGCAGGGCACACCGAAAACGGUUGCUUGAUCAUCAGAAAAUUCCAUAAGCAUGGCACUCUCAAGGAUGUGCUCUGCAUGGCAACGCCAAAGAAUCCAUUUUUGAGCAAGUACGGCAAUCCCAAAGGACGCACAGCUCUCUCCAUGAAGCAAGUGGCGACCUAUGGCAAGCAAAUUUUAGAAACUCUUAUAUUCUUGCACUCUAAAGGCUAUGCUUACGGUCACUUACAUUCGGGAAAUAUUGUCAUAGUGGAUGACUGCGUCAAGCUGUUGGACGUUGAGAACUAUUUGGUGGGUGUGCCGGCGUUUUAUCGACCAUUUUUCGUGCAGCACAGCAAGAUACAUACAAUUGAGACAGUUGACGUUUACUGUUUUGGUCAUGUGCUGUUCGAAAUGGCCAUGGGCUAUCCGCUGCAGGAGUCGGUGGUGCGACAAAUUACAGAAUGCCCCGAAGCAUUAAAAUCUCUGUUGGAGAGCAUACUAUCGAAGGAAGCAUGCAAGACAGGCCUGCCCACACUGGAGCAACUGCUCGGUCACAGAUUCUUUACGCAAUAUGCAACAGACAGUGGAACCACAGCCGAAAAGCCGUACUUCAAGUUGUCCCUGAACGCAAAGGAAUUGCUCAGGCAGGCGGCUGUUAAGUGCGAGAAUCGUUUGCGUGAUGAGCAAAAGUCGGUUAAGAACCAAAAGCGUAUUGUACGCGUGCAGGAGCUAAUGAGCUCCGAGGAGGAGAAGCGCAAAUCAAAGCAAAAAGCUAAAUUAGAGCACAAACAGUCGAAGCUUAAGCAACAGGGUUCGCUCCAAGCAAGCAAUGGACGCUUGUCGCUGGCGGCCGUGACAGCUGCAUCGACCAGCACAGCUACUGUCGGCGGUGGGCUAAGUACAGCAGACUCUUUCAACCGCUCCGACAGCACCCCAGAAGAGCCCCAUCUGGCUGGUAUUAAAUCAAUCAUGCCAGCUGCGCAGCCGUUGCACCAGGUGCUGCCAGCGAGCAGCGCUGCCGUGGAGAGGCAGACAUCGACUCCGAACAUUGCAACAGAAGACGUUGACGCUGGCGAGGAUGAGCCCACGCGCUCGGCAUUGCUCGAGUCCAUUUGCAAAUUCAAUCGCGGCUCCCUGCGCAAAGUACGCUCAAAUGAUUAGGCGAUGCGCACAGAAUUUUACAUAUUUACAUUUUGGACCAAAUGUGGCGUUAUGAAAUAACGGUUCCAUUAAAUUAAAAGGAAAAACAAAGAACAAAUCAAUGGAGAAUAACCAAAAACAAAGAAAUAGAUACAUUUUUAGAUCCAUAUAACAAUACAUAUUGGUAAACUAAUGCAUCUAUUUAUUGGCAUACUUAAAGAAAACAAUCCAGCAAAUAACUAUAAGUAACUAUAUAUAUAUAUAUAAAUACAUAUAUAUUUACUAACGAAACCCACUGAAUCUGUGUCCACAAAAUAACGUAUAAAAGUGUUUUAUGAACUCAAAUGAUAUGUUCGUCUAUAUAGUAGUAUAUAUACAUAUAUCUAUGAAUGUAAGUUACAAAUCACACACGUCUGCGAUACGGAGACGACUUAAGGUCAAGCGUACGCAACUAAAGCUUUACAUAUACAUAUACAUGACCACUACACGACUGAGACUAACUUUGGUACGAGUAUCUUAAAUGAAAUUCACGAUUUAAAACAAGAAGACAAAAAAAAACAAUUUAAAAAUUUCCAAAAAUUGUUAACUAUAAGUCUGCACCGAAAUUCGCA